AAUGGAUGCGAUACAUAUAUCACAAAACGCAACUGAGAAAGCAUUAAAAUAAUGACGAAUUUGUACAAAUAGCGAUAUAUUACCGUUUUCUCGUCUACCAUGGUAUCCAAGACAGCACAGGCGAUUAUACGCCUUGCCCAGGUGGAGAAAAAUGACGAAUUGCAGCGAAUCUUGAAUGGAAUUACCUUGGAAAAGAUUGGUAGCAUCCUUACUACACUUUCCAAUGAAGAUGACCUUAAUGUUCCCAAAUUUCUCCAAGGAAUUUUUCAUGGAUCACCUUGCAACAGCUCGGAAGGCCUUAAAAGACGCUCAUUUGUUUUCCCACAUUGUAUUGAAAUUUUAAAUGAUGUUGACCUAUCAACCAAGGUAGCAACAGAGUAUUUAGGAAUUCUAUUAUUUGAGAUUGAUAAAACAUCCAGUGAUAUAUUAUGUGAUUUGUGCGAUAAAAUCUUGGAUAAACUCCGAAAAGGAUUGAUGAAAAAUGGAAGAGUGCUACAGCUGUUCCCAACAAUUUUGUCUUCCAUUGCUUCGAGAGAUUCUCUUUCACUUAAUGAUGGCACACUGUCUGGCAACGAAUAUAAAAGUCAGAUGAUCAAUACUCUCUGCUCAAUAAAAUGGCAUCCAAAUUGUGUUAUUCAUCUUGCCAACAUGUUCAGGGAAGUUUCAUUAAGUGAUAGUGAAUUGAAGUUUGUUAUCGAAAAGGUCAUCAGGAUGUUUAAAGAGCUUGAUAUUGAGGAAAUUCCUCCUGUUGUGUAUCAGUUAUUAAUCUUAUGCUCCCGGGGACAUUGGCUUGUUGUUCUUGAAGGAAUCGUUGCUUACUUUACCCAACUAAAUUGUGACAAUGGUAGUCCAAAUGAACUACUAGAAGAAAAUGAAUUACAUCAAGUAUCCAGUGAUCAACUCCGUCAUACUCAGGGAAACGUUAUUCUUCAUAUUACAUUUGCCAUAAAGAGAGAUCAAAAGUUAGGAAAAGAAUUCAUCAAAUAUCUUAAGUCUCAACAGCAUCAACCUCAAAAAAUUCUGGCGUCAUUCAACCUUGCAAUAGCUUUAUCAAUUGCGCAGAGCCACAGAUUUGAAGAACCUAUACUUGAUGUGCUAAAAGCAGCUGUUUUGAAGAGCUUUAAAAAUAUUCAACUGCAAAAGGCUUCAAAGUGGAUACAAGAUAAUGUUGAAAAAAUGCCAAAUGUAUCAGUUGAAGUUUUACAAACAGUGAAGAAUAGCGUGUUUGGCUGGGAUUAUGUUGUUCAAGGAAUCGUACACCUCGGCUUUUAUUUAAUGGAUACAUUUGGUUCAAAACACUAUGUCUCGGAUUCAGGUUUGGUGAAGCAAAUUACUCCACAACAGGAGUCUUGUCGUCUUGGAAGUGAAAUUUUGUUGAAGACAUUCCAGACUCAUGAUGUGAUAAGAACAGAAAUACUAGAACAGAUUUUCAACAGGUUGUUGACAAAAUCUGGUGCAGCUUCGUAUCAUUAUAUAGAUCUCCUAAAAAAUGCGGUUUCAUUAAAUCCUCAGGCUCUUCUGGACUCCUUACCUAAGGUGAAAGAGAUACUAGAGUAUUUAUCAUGUCUGGCAUUUAAAACUUCUCAAGGACUUCUCCAAGCAAUUUUGCCAUUAAUGAAGAUUAGUAUUACUUUGAGGGAUUCCCUCAUGCUUGUUUUGAGAAAGUCGAUGUUUUCGAGGAGUUUGGAAGCGCGUAAGAUUGCCGUAUAUGGUUUUCUUAUUGUUUUGAAACAUUUUAAGGUGUCUGGAGGGAACAUUACAUCAAGUCAGAGUAUAAGCCAUAGCAGUCAAUGUUCAAGUCAUUCGCUCAGUCAAAUACAAGUUGAUGUUCAUAGUACAAACAAUGGUCUCAACUCGGGUAAUGAGGCUUUAUGCUUGGAAAUAAUAGGUGGUUUAAGACGUUGCUUCAAUCAGCAAGCCGAUGUACGCGUUCUUCUCUAUGAGGGGCUUUGUGAUGUACUGGACCUAAAUUCUCACUUACGGCAAUCUGCUUUGGAAAUUAUCUGUGCUCAUUUUUUAAAAUAUUACGAGGAGGAAGAGGAUAUUCUUCCUCCGUUGAAACUUGAGCCUUGUCUCACAGCAUCUGGCGAUCAGGUCUUUCUUGCCGAACCUCUGGCCCAUUUACUGUGCUUGCUGAGUCAGACUGUAAUUGUAAGUUUUAAUGAAGAAGAAGAAGAAAAAGAGGAAGUCGCAGAUGAUGGUAUUGAAAACCUGAAUAACUUAAUGAAAAAAAUACGGGAUAUCUUAAACUCACUAACACAACGUAUGAAGAGAAGUGACUUGGAGGAUUUCCAGCUGGAUAAAUUAGCAGAUUACUCCAUGACGAAUGGUGUUGGCGUAAAAAACAAUAUUUUUGCCUGUAUUGUUCUUGGAGUCCUUGAGGUUUUAAUGGAACAUUCUUUCAUCUUGGGGGAAUGUAGUAUGGAGGCUUGUGAAUUGGUUUUGGAAUUAUUCAAUAAAUAUUGUAAACUGUCUAACGUUUUGAAAGGGAUAACAUCAAGUCAGUCGGUUAAAAAGUCCAGGCAGUCAUCAUCCAAACAGAUUGCUAGAAGUAUGCUAUCGCUUGGUGCAAUCACCAUCAUCCUUGAGGCAUUGUUUAGUGAUGGUCUUCCCAGUCAUCAAACCAGUUUGGAUGUACUUCGUAAUUCUGGCGAGUUUGUUCAGUACGUGCUAAGUGUUACACAACAAAAACUAACACAGAUCAACGAUAAAGGAAGCUGUGAUGGAGUUAAAGGGACAAACGAUAAUCACAUCUGUCGUCAAAGUACAAGAAUUGCUAGAGUUCUUUUUAAAAUGGUUGAUGGAGAGAGCUCAAUAAUAAAGAAAGACAGUAAAAUUAUCAACCAAUGUUUAAAUGGUGUCUUUCUUGUGAUGAACAUAUUCGGGAAUAAAUAUCCAGCGAAGAUACAAAAAUUUCUUUUGGCUUUAGAUCGAGGUAACAACGAGACAGAAGACGUCUGCGAUGAAAAUCAACUUAUCUACAAAUAUAUUAAGAAAUUUCAGAGAUUUGUUGUGACAACAUUGGCAUCUCCUAAUGAUAUGAUGACCUUCAAAGAUAUUCCACAUAUGAUGAACAUUAUUGCUUUGUUAACGAGAUGCUUAAAAGAAGACGCUGAUCAGAUUUACCUUGUUCAGUCAUGGAUAAAGAGAAUCUGCUUAGAACAUAAUACUGAUGACAUCACCGUUUGCAAAAGUUUUGUGUCGUUUUUACUCACUUUGACUUCCAAAUGCAAGAGCAAGCUGACAUGCGUAAAAGAAAUUUCUGUUGACAUCCAUAAACAACUUGGCGACAUUGACGAAGAUAUUGAAUUGAAUGCUAAUUCGUAUUUUACCAUAGUCAAUCUAAAAACUGCUCCUGCCAUCUUGACAAUAUUGCUCGGUGAGGUAGAUCUUCAACUCGAAGAAAUUGAUUGGUUCGUUACAAAAAUGAAAGCUGAGAAAACGAAAGAUAUAGUAGAAAAUGAAGAAGUUCUGGACGAUGAUAUAAGUCCCUCAAUGCCCACUGAUAAUGAUGAAAGAUCCAUUUGUGAUCGAUUGAUAAGUAUGAUACACGUGUUUCGCGAGCUUGUUCAGUCUGCUAUAGCAACAGGACCUUUAUCAGAACUCUUACUAAAGACCCUAACUAAGUUUUAUACUGUUCUUGGUAAUCUAACAAAAUACUAUUUAUACAUAUACAAUCAAAAAGCCGGUCGCGUUACUCCAUCUUUUGAGAAAUUGGUCAAGUGUUCUGGUCUUCAGCUGUCGUCUCAUGUGUACGCAUUUUUGACGUACGUUCAAGCAACUGAACAGGAAAGGAACGGAAAAGAUAAAAAUAGAACAGGAAGCAUAACAAAGGGUAGAGUGUUAAAAGAAAUGCGGUCAGUGCCAAAUCUUAUCUACUCCCUGGAACAAUACGAACGUUAUCUUAUUCAACUGUCAAAAAAAUCUAAGGUAAAUUUAAUGGAUCAUUUCAAGAGAAGCACUGCAAGAGAUUUUAGAAUUAAUGGAGCGACACUUGACGCUGCAUUAAGGGAGGAAUCAACUGACGAGGAAGAAGAGGAUACGGGAAAAGAAAAUGAAGAACCGCCAAAAAAGAAAGGCAAGUCUCAAUCUAUGACAACAUGAUGCGAACGAUGUGUUAUAGUUAUGCCCAAAUAUUAAAAAACUCAUUUUCAAAUUUCCUCAUUUGAAACGCGAGCAACGCGGGCUCAAGAAAUAUCAGUUUUGAACACACUUCCACAAGUUGUUUUAGUGAUUUGGGUAGUUGCAAGUCCUGCCAAUAGUUUAAACAAUAUGUAUCUCUCAAAGAAAUUUUGUACAACGAAUAUUUAUUCCUCAAA
Xenia sp. Carnegie-2017 is the source of this 4319-nucleotide messenger RNA. Its product is annotated as Fanconi anemia group I protein-like. Gene Ontology annotation, biological process: DNA repair. The transcript is spliced from 48 exons. Gene Ontology annotation, molecular function: DNA polymerase binding. The record is from RefSeq and is a predicted model, not a curated record. Lineage: Eukaryota; Metazoa; Cnidaria; Anthozoa; Malacalcyonacea; Xeniidae. Bases 100 to 4104 code for a protein of 1334 amino acids.